UUUAAAGCUCUCUAAAACCACUUGUAGCUCAUUUUCCCUGUGACUUGCCUGGGUACAACUUCAUUCUCUGUCCUGCAGAGACAAGCUGUUAAAACCCUAAAAUUUUACUCAUCAGAUUAUUUUAGCUGCGUGACAGAUCCUUGAGCCUGUCCUUGAGCAAAAAUGGAAGCUAUCAAGAAAAAGAUGCAAAUGUUGAAGUUAGACAAGGAGAAUGCCAUUGACAGAGCAGAGCAGGCUGAGACGGAUAAGAAGGCAGCUGAGGACAAAUGCAAGCAGGUAGAGGAUGAGCUGGUAGCUCUGCAGAAGAAGUUGAAAGGAACUGAAGAUGAGCUGGAUAAAUACUCAGAGGCUCUCAAAGAUGCCCAGGAAAAACUGGAGCAGGCUGAGAAGAAGGCCACUGAUGCUGAAGGUGAGGUGGCAGCUCUGAACAGACGCAUCCAGCUCGUGGAAGAGGAGCUGGAUCGUGCCCAGGAACGACUGGCCACAGCCCUGCAGAAACUGGAGGAGGCUGAGAAAGCAGCAGAUGAGAGCGAGAGAGGAAUGAAGGUUAUUGAGAACAGAGCAAUGAAAGAUGAAGAGAAAAUGGAAAUUCAGGAAAUGCAGUUGAAGGAGGCCAAGCACAUUGCUGAAGAAGCCGACCGCAAGUAUGAGGAGGUUGCCCGUAAACUGGUUAUUUUGGAGGGUGAACUGGAAAGAGCUGAGGAGCGUGCAGAGGUGUCUGAAGUUAAAUGUAGUGACCUUGAAGAGGAGUUAAAGAACGUCACAAACAACCUGAAAUCAUUGGAAGCUCAAUCUGAAAAGUAUUCGGAAAAAGAAGAUAAAUAUGAAGAAGAAAUCAAGAUUCUCUCUGACAAGCUGAAAGAAGCUGAAACUCGUGCGGAAUUUGCCGAGAGAACUGUUGCCAAACUGGAAAAGUCUAUUGAUGACCUGGAAGAUGAGCUCUACGCUCAGAAGCUGAAGUACAAAGCCAUCAGUGAGGAGCUUGACCAUGCCCUGAACGACAUGACUUCUUUGUGACCUGCCCUUGUGUGGGGACACAGGGGGCUCUCACUGUGUUUUCUCGAGCUUUUCUUGCCUGCAAUCCCUGUCACUCCUGUGUCACUUCCACGAGCAACCCUUCCACCUCUGUGGGAACGCAGUUCAAUAAAACAUGAUACCUCUACCUUUCAUCCUUCGGGGUUUACCUCUGUAUAAAUCACCUCAAAUACACUGGUGAUCACACCGAGACACAUUCAGCUCCUCAUGUGGGGUUGGGCAAAACACAGUCAGGAUGGGGCAGGACCUGGCUCUGGCAAACACUCCAACUCUAGUGUUCCCAGGGAUGCGGGUGUCAGCGAAAAGCUUUCAGUGGGCUCAGUGUCCACUUGUGCUCCACCAGCCUGCUUAAAAACCUCCAAAAGUCCAAGGAAAACCCAGGAGGAUGUGUCCUAUGACACAUUAAAACACAGGUCUUUUCACAUCUCAUGAGACGUGUCCAAAAACCUCCCUUAAGGACAGAAAUUAGAAAAAACUGGCCCCGUUUUGAUGCUAUAGCUAUAAAGGCGUCUUAAAUAUGAAGGUAAGUUGCCCCAAGUUUUAUUUAAAGAGGAA
Ficedula albicollis (Collared flycatcher) is the source of this 1590-nucleotide messenger RNA. RefSeq names its product tropomyosin 4 (gene TPM4). Gene Ontology annotation, molecular function: actin filament binding. Gene Ontology annotation, cellular component: actin filament. NCBI's taxonomy places the organism in Eukaryota, Metazoa, Chordata, Aves, Passeriformes, Muscicapidae. Gene Ontology annotation, biological process: actin filament organization; muscle contraction. The transcript is spliced from 9 exons. The record is from RefSeq and is a predicted model, not a curated record. Bases 163 to 1017 code for a protein of 284 amino acids.